Messenger RNA from Nicrophorus vespilloides, 2013 nucleotides. Its product is annotated as collagen alpha chain CG42342. The record is from RefSeq and is a predicted model, not a curated record. NCBI's taxonomy places the organism in Eukaryota, Metazoa, Arthropoda, Insecta, Coleoptera, Silphidae. The transcript is spliced from 23 exons. The coding region runs from base 444 to 1646 and encodes 400 amino acids.
CUCCAGGUCCACCGGGUCCACCGGGAACGCCGGGAAAACGCGGCAGGAAAGGGAAGAAAGGAGACGCAGGAGAAGCGGGACCACCGGGGCCUAUUGGUUUAGACGGACCCAAAGGAGAUCCGGGCAAAGCCGGAGAUAAGGGUCAAAAGGGUGACGUGGGUAAUCCAGGAUUCGACGUCUUUUCCGCAGUCAAGCAGCCCGGAAGGGGUUUAAAAAGAUCUGUGACGACUCUGAGAGGCGGCACUCUUGGAUACGCAGAAAUUGUCGCCGUGAAGGGAGAACCAGGAGAGCCAGGACCGCCGGGACCACCGGGACCUCCGGGUCCUGAAGGACUUCCAGGACACGACGGAAGACAGGGAAUUCCCGGGGAGCAGGGUCCGCCUGGCGACAGGGGCGAAGCUGGACCUUUGGGCCCUAUUGGACCACCCGGAAUCGACGGACUCAUGGGGCCUAAGGGCGAUAGGGGACAUGUAGGGACGACGGGAUCGGCCGGAUAUCCAGGAUUACCGGGACACAUGGGUUUGCCUGGAAUUCCCGGCAGAAACGGCUCCAAAGGUGAACGUGGCGACAGAGGCGACAAAGGCGAACGAGGACUGACGACGACGCUCAACGGAGAUCAAUUCCCAGCAGGAAUGCUCGAAGGACCGCCAGGACCUCCAGGUCCACCCGGACCGAAGGGCGAUUCUGGAAUCGCCGGACCCGUGGGAGAGGCCGGAACCAACGGUGAGGCCGGUCCACAAGGACCUCCAGGACUUCCGGGUCUGUUAGGUCCGAAAGGUGAGAAAGGCGAUUACGGUGAUAUAGGACCUCCGGGUCUGAUGGGUCCACCAGGACUACCUGGUCCGCCCGGAUAUCCGGGCCAGAAGGGAGAAAAGGGCGAGAAAGGCGAAUCGAAAUACAAAAAGCUGCGAAGGCGACAGUUCCAGGGAGACGGGACUGGAGAGAUGAUCGGUGGAGGAGGCGGCGGUGGCGGAGGCGGCGAAGUUAUCGUCGGUCCUCCAGGUCCUCCAGGACCUCCGGGAGUGCCGGGUUUGCAAGGGCCUCCCGGUAUUAAGGGUGACAGAGGGAUGGACGGCAUCAAAGGGGAGCCGGGCGAGAAGGGCACUAAGGGGGAUCCCGGACCGAUGGGCUUACCUGGUCCGAUGGGUUUGAGAGGCGAGAGCGGAAGGACCGGCGAUUAUGGGAAGCCAGGUCCCAUGGGACCUCCCGGCUUAGAUGGAAUGAAAGGCGCCCAAGGAGAACCAGGGAACAAAGGGGAACGAGGCGAUCCCGGUUUGCCAGGCACGGACGGUAUUCCAGGACAAGAGGGUCCAAAAGGUGACAAAGGGUACAAAGGAGACGCAGGUCCGUUAGGGAAGAGAGGCCGAAAGGGCGAUAAGGGAGAUAAGGGAGAUCAGGGCGUUCCUGGGUUAGAUGCUCCGUGUCCCUUGGGAUCUGACGGUCUGCCGUUGCCGGGUUGCGGAUGGCGACCACCGAAGGAGGUCAUGCAGCCGUCUCCACCGUCCACUUACCAUCAUCACGACUUCGAGGCUGAAGACCCGAUGGAAGAGAACCAGGAAGGGGAUUACGAAGAGGGAGAGGAUGAUUACGAAGAGUAUCCGGAACAGAUGAACUCCGCUCUGCCUGUGUCCGCUUCGGCCAUCUAACAAAGACAAGAAUUAAAGCAAAAGCAUAUCCAAAUAACUCAACUCACCCACUUAGGUUUUAUUAAUGUGAUAGAACACUAAUCGACUACUUUAUAAGGCAACUUACCCCUCGCUCCACGUAUAAACAUACAAAUAUAUCAUCACAAAGCAAACAUCAGGACCAAAACUAAAGUACUUACAGUGAAGUGAAAGUAUGUGAACGUGUAAAUAUCAUACGAGUCUACUGCCCCCAUCUGAGUUUUAAGUACAGUUUUUUUUUUAGGAUAUUGCUCAUAUUUAUCGAGUUCCUCGUCAACACUUUGCUUGUUUUGUUUCCUCAUCUUUGUGAAAGUUUAUAAAAAAAAAUCAUUUGUUUUUUUUUGUACAA